AUGGGUUCUAGUCAUGGAAAAUCUUCAACUAUCAGGGAUCGAUCAGUUGAAGGAACGGUAUCCUCAGUUGUAGUUGAGACAUUUGUGGCAGAAGAGAAGGAAGAAAUCCUUCACACCAGGAGAUGGAAACUGAAUCCAAGACUCAGCAGAGGAGUACCAAAAGGCAUAGAAGGUGAACUAGUUGUUGCUGGAUGGCCUAACUGGCUUGUUUCAGUUGCAGGUGAUACUUUAAAUGGAUGGCUUCCAAGAAGAGCUGAUACAUUUGAGAAACUAGAUAAAAUUGGUCAGGGAACUUACAGUAAUGUCUACAAGGGUCGCGAUCUUUUGCUCAAUAAGGUUGUUGCUCUGAAGAAAGUUCGCUUUGACAAUCUUGAUCCUGAGAGUGUCAAGUUUAUGGCAAGAGAGAUCAUUCUAUUGAGAAGGCUUGGUGAUCACCCGAAUGUUAUCAAAUUGGAAGGUGUAGUCACCUCAAAAAUGUCCUGUAGUUUGUACCUUGUUUUUGAUUGCAUGGAAUAUGAUCUCAACGCAAUUCAAGAACAAGAAGGUGUCAAAUUUUCUGAACCUGAAAUCAAAUGUUACAUGAACCAGCUGCUUAAAGGGCUUGAUCACUGCCAUAGCCGUGGUAUCUUGCAUCGAGAUGUAAAGACUUCUAACCUGUUAGUUAAUAAAGAUGGUAUCUUGAAAAUUGCAGAUUUUGGGCUGUCAACAUUUUUUGAUCCAGAACAAAGCAUCCCCUUAACUAGCCGGAUUGUAACUCUCUUCUAUAGGCCACCGGAACUUUUGCUUGGAUCAAAUUAUUAUGGAGUUGGAGUUGAUUUAUGGGGUGUUGGUUGUGUACUUGGUGAACUAUUUACUGGCAAGCCUAUUAUGCCUGGUAGAACUGAAGUUGAGCAACUGCAUAAAAUCUUCAAGCUCUGUGGUUCUCCAUCUGAUGAUUUUUGGCAAAAAAUUAAAUUGCCCAAUGCAGAGAUGUUGAAGCCAAUAGAGCCUUAUAGACGGAUUCUUCACACGACCUUUCAUGAUCUUCCUGCAGCUGCUGUAGGACUAAUGGACACCUUACUUUCCAUAAGAGCUGAAUAUAGAGGGACUGCAGCUCUUGCUCUUCAGAAUGAGUUUUUCACAACAGAACCAUUUGCUUGUGAUCCCUCAAGUUUGCCACAAUGCCCCCCCAGCAAAGAGAUCAAUGCAAAAAAGACUGAAAUUGAGGGGAGUAGGGUCCGGAGUUAUGCACGAGAUAAAAGUGUAAGGGCAGUUCCAGCACCUGAAGCUAAUGCAGAAUUAAAGAGUAACAUAGACAGAAGACAACUCAUUGCCCAUUCAGAAACCUGGAAUAGGCUUGAAAAAACAAAUGAAUAUGUCUCAGGAGGUGUUAUAAAUGAAGGAACAAACUCUUCUACAUUUUUUCAGGUGUCCAGCAGAAAAGAGGGCUCAGAGAAUUAUACUCAGAGAGAGAUAAGGAAAGAACCAAUUCAUGAUAUCAAAGGAAAGAAAAAGUGGUCAGGUCCAUUACCUGUUCCAUCAGAUAAAAUGCAUGAAUCAGAUGGCCUUGACUUGGUGGAAGACGAUCAAUAUUUUGGUCCACUUCCAUCUGCAUCAAAACCAAUCGAUGUGGAUAGAAUAAUUAGAGAGCAUGACCGACAGAUCCAAGAAUCUGUUGAACGUGCCAAGCAACAGAAGAAACUAGCUAAAGCUCGGUAUUGA
Messenger RNA from Solanum verrucosum, 1701 nucleotides. Its product is annotated as probable serine/threonine-protein kinase At1g54610. Lineage: Eukaryota; Viridiplantae; Streptophyta; Magnoliopsida; Solanales; Solanaceae. The transcript is spliced from 2 exons. Gene Ontology annotation, biological process: positive regulation of transcription elongation by RNA polymerase II; protein phosphorylation. Gene Ontology annotation, cellular component: nucleus; cyclin-dependent protein kinase holoenzyme complex. The record is from RefSeq and is a predicted model, not a curated record. Bases 1 to 1701 code for a protein of 566 amino acids. Gene Ontology annotation, molecular function: ATP binding; cyclin-dependent protein serine/threonine kinase activity; RNA polymerase II CTD heptapeptide repeat kinase activity.